AAAUAUAGAUUUUUUCAUUACUUUUAUAACAAUUUCCAUAUUAUUAUUUUUAACAUUUGGAAACUACUACUGAAAAGUUUAUUCUUUGUGUGGCGUACAAGCUAGUUAUUAAAUUUUGUACAAGGCAGAAUCAAAAUGUGACUGAAUGCAAAAACAAAAUGGUGCUGCCCAGGAUCGAACUGGAGACCUUUUGCGUGUAAGGCAAACGUGAUAACCACUACACCGCAGCACCUGAUAUUCGCUUCCUCUCAUCUUUUGUAUUUGUAGAAUAAAAAACGAGUGAGAGUGGUGAAAACAAGACAACAAAUGUGUUGGUUUUCAUGUAUUUUAUAUUGCUAUUUGGCUUGAACGCCGUCUUCUCUGUUUGUUUUGGGCUGCAAUGUGUGUGUGGAAGACAACAAAUAUGAGGUUUUGGAGAAAGCUGGGAAAGCUUUAGUGAGAGUGCAACACUUUCCACGGUUUAAUGAAAUAGUUUCAAGGGAAUGAUACAUGUGUGUCUGUGAACUGAUACAUGUGUGUAUUUUGGCUUAACUUACAGGUGCAGGAAUAUAUUGAAGCUGCAACGUUUUAUAAGUUCUGUUUGUCCUGGAACACUCUCCACUCUCGAUGAGCUCAAUACCUUUAGAGUCUGCAGAUCAGUAUCCUCUGGGGUGUUUAGACUCCCUUGGUUUUAUGUUUUUAUCUGUUAUAAUAUCAUUAUUAUUAGUUUUACUAAGCUUUGGUUGGUUAUUGUUUGUUUACUUGCACACUUUGCAGAUUUUGACUAGAGAGCUAAUGCUGAUGGCAAUUGCCAGAAUAUCAAAUGGUGAAAUAGAAUUCGCGCAAUGGAUUUGCCAGUUUGUCCGAGAGAUUCAUAGGGGAACUCUUGCUAGUGUCGCGGUGCCACAGAUGGAAGGCAAUUACUACAUGAAAUCAAAGACGGAAGUGAUGCUUCAAAGUGUGAUCAAAACAGAGAAUAAUAUUGCACAAAUUUCAUAUAUGCAUCUAAGCAUCUUAGAAAAUGUGUGUGAUUCAGUAUAUUUUCUGCUUCAUGCUUGUUUUGUAAUUUUUUUGGUAUGUCUCAGUAGCUUGCUUUAGCGUUCACGUACGAUAAUAGUAUAUUCCGCUGCUUGGAGAAAAUAGACCAACGUCAUACAUAUUGGGAGGUGCUGAUGUCGAAGCUGCAAGAAAAAAAGUUCAUAAUGUGAACUAUAUUGGGGGGUUUUCAAGGAAUGGAAGCUACAACUCCAAAAGUGGCUAUAAAUUAGCUGAGACCCGGCAGGAGAUGCAGUUGUCUCCCUCUACAGGUCUUCCUCCGAUAGAAAAGAGACUGGAAAGACCUUUUGAAGACCAAAACGUCACCCAAGAUUAAGCACUUUAUUUGGCUGUCAAAAGCAGAUUACAGUCAAGGGGGAUUCUGUUAGAUACGAUUUGUUCAAGAUGUGUAUCAGCAGCUGAGACUAUCUGCCACGUCCUUUUCCAUUGUGAGGUUGCUAAGAAAGUGUGGACAAGAUCCAGAUUUCCCUUACCGGCUGGUGGUUUCUCUGUCAACUCUGUGUGGCUCAAUUUCUAUCAUCUUAUGUCUGUGAGCAAGAAACUUCCACAAGAGAAUGAAGCUCGUCUAUCUUUUCCUUGGAUCCUUUGGCAAAUAUUGAUAGCUCGCAACUCCUUUUGCUUUGAACAACGGAUGAUGGAUGAGGAAUUUAUCUUCUCAAAAGCUUCAGAGGAAGCAACUAUGUGGUUGAAUCUCAUACUCACUAGUGAAGAUGGUCCAUCAUCUCAGUCUGAAAAUCUUGUGGCAAGAAGUAAAUGGCAAAAGCCCCCACCUGGAGUUACUAAAUGUAAUGUAGCGUCAUCUUGGGUAGAUCCUUUGCAGAAGAGUGGAGCAGCCUGGAUUGCUCGAAGUCAUACUGGCAUACCAUUGGUACAUAGUAGGAGUGCUGUAUCGCCCGUUGGUACAACCUUUGAAGCAGGGUUGCGUGCUCUGUUAUGUUCCAGUGAGGACAUGCACAACAACUUACAUUUCAAAAAGUCCUUGCAUCAAUUUGAUCACUGUCAAGUGAUGCUAGUUUCGGAGGGGAUAAACUCGAUAGCCCUCGAGAUUGCAUCCAGUGUUAUUGCA
Molecule: messenger RNA, 2101 nt
Organism: Brassica oleracea var. oleracea
Lineage: Eukaryota; Viridiplantae; Streptophyta; Magnoliopsida; Brassicales; Brassicaceae
Source: RefSeq, a predicted model, not a curated record